UGUCUGUUCCUCACACUUCUCACACUCUCACCGCAAGGCACUCCCUCAAUCUCCUCAUAAUCACCCUCACCCUCACCCACAAUGUCCAACCCCGCCCCCACCACCAGCACCACCAGCACCACCCCAGCCGCAGUGGGCAAAGACUACACACUGCACUGUCACUGCCGUACGCACGUAGCGACACUGCACUCAUUCCCCCUAGAGACGUGCCUGAAGAUCACAUGCAACUGCAGCAUCUGUACGGACCGGGGGGUGAUCAUGGCGUACACUCCGGGGACGUCGGUGUCGUUCACUAUCGACGGGAAGGAGGUGUACGGCUCUGAGGCGCUCGAGCUCCUGAAGGACUCGCUGGCCACAUACGAGUUUGGCCAGAAGCAGGUACAGUGGAGGUUUUGUAACAGGUGUGGGAGUAAUAUACUCGGUGUCAAGGAGGGCGUUUGGGGGUUUAAUCUGAGGUGUGUGGAUGGGAUUGAUCUUAAGGCGUUUAAGUUGGUGGAGCACGAUGGUAGGAGCACCUAGUUGUGGUGGACUGACUGGCUGGAUGGGUUGGUGAGUACGUGGAGAGGUUGAAGGAUGUGCAUUUCUACUAUACGCAGGAUUGAUGAAUGAACAAAUUGGUUGAAUGAUACCACUUGCU
This is a messenger RNA of Tricharina praecox, 637 nucleotides long. RefSeq lists its product as uncharacterized. The record is from RefSeq and is a predicted model, not a curated record. The coding region runs from base 82 to 519 and encodes 145 amino acids. Lineage: Eukaryota; Fungi; Ascomycota; Pezizomycetes; Pezizales; Pyronemataceae. The transcript is spliced from 2 exons. Gene Ontology annotation, molecular function: carbon-sulfur lyase activity.